Molecule: messenger RNA, 828 nt
Organism: Nakaseomyces glabratus
Lineage: Eukaryota; Fungi; Ascomycota; Saccharomycetes; Saccharomycetales; Saccharomycetaceae
Gene: IDI1
Product: isopentenyl-diphosphate delta-isomerase IDI1
Biological process (GO): isopentenyl diphosphate biosynthetic process; isoprenoid biosynthetic process
Cellular component (GO): cytoplasm
Molecular function (GO): isopentenyl-diphosphate delta-isomerase activity
Source: RefSeq, a predicted model, not a curated record
AUGUCAGAAUACAGGAAGCUAGUGGAAGGUCUAGAUGAGGCUGCUAUCUUGGAGAAUUUCCCAGAGAUUAUCCCAUUGCAGAGCAGACCAAAUACACACUCAAGCGAAGACGCCAGUCGUGGCAAGGAUGAUGUGUUUGCAGGACAUGAUCAAGAGCAGAUACGAUUGAUGAAUGAGAACUGUAUCGUCUUAGACUGGGAAGAUAACGCCAUCGGUGCCGGAACCAAAAAAGUGUGCCACCUAAUGGACAACAUCAACCGUGGUCUUCUGCAUAGAGCCUUCUCUGUGUUUAUAUUCAACACUGAGGGUAAACUAUUGUUGCAACAAAGAGCUACCGAAAAGAUUACAUUCCCUGAUCUAUGGACCAACACUUGUUGUUCCCAUCCACUUUGUGUUGAUGACGAACUCGGUGAAAACGGCUCUUUGCCAGCUAAGGUUCUUGGUGCCAAGACUGCAGCAAGCAGAAAGUUGGAGCAUGAGCUAGGUAUCCCAGAAGCGGAGACUGCUACUAGAGGUAAGUUCCAUUUCUUGAACAGAAUUCACUAUAUGGCUCCUUCUAACGAGCCAUGGGGUGAGCAUGAAAUUGAUUACAUUCUAUUCUACAAGAUCGAUGAAGGUAAACAACUCACUGUACAACCAAACUUAAAUGAAGUCAGGGAUUUCCGUUGGGUUUCGGCCGAUGAAUUGAAGGCUAUGUUUAACGACCCACAAUACAAGUUCACUCCUUGGUUCAAAAUUAUCUGCGAUAGUUAUUUAUUCCAAUGGUGGGAGCAAUUACAGGACUUGUCAAAGGUUGAAAACGAUUCUCAAAUACAUAGAAUGUUAUGA